Messenger RNA from Nezara viridula (southern green stink bug), 315 nucleotides. The record is from the annotation of a GenBank genome assembly. NCBI's taxonomy places the organism in Eukaryota, Metazoa, Arthropoda, Insecta, Hemiptera, Pentatomidae.
AUGGUAGGUCUUCCAAAUGACAACCAUAGCCAGAAAGCAAGGAACCAUAGCCGAGAAGCGUGGCAGCGAACAGGGACACUAUCGACCUCUUGGGACGGGUCAUCCGGGGUCAGCAGCGGUCCUACCAGCGAGAUAGCCAUCCAUGAUAGGUCCCAUAACCUGUGGCACAGGACAGAGCUAACGAUAGGGGCAGGAGAGGUGGACUCAAUCGACAAAGGAACCAUUACAGAAUGCUCACUGCUAACUGCUCCAAUCGGCGAGUAUGAUGGACGAGCUGUCACCUUCACUCCCAUUCGUCACGUAUUUAGCCAAUGA